Naegleria fowleri is the source of this 810-nucleotide messenger RNA. RefSeq lists its product as uncharacterized. NCBI's taxonomy places the organism in Eukaryota, Heterolobosea, Eutetramitea, Acrasida, Naegleriidae. Gene Ontology annotation, biological process: protein polyubiquitination; protein monoubiquitination. The coding region runs from base 1 to 810 and encodes 269 amino acids. The record is from RefSeq and is a predicted model, not a curated record. Gene Ontology annotation, molecular function: ubiquitin protein ligase activity. The transcript has a single exon.
AUGUUCAAACACCAAGAUCCACCACCAAAGGAAGAGAUCACCACUCCAUCACCAAACACACCUCAACAACAAGAAGAGGAAUUGAAUUGUAUCAUUUGUCUUCGGAAAGAAGUAAAUAAUCCUGGCAUGUUGUUGCCAUGCUUACAUUGCAAUUUCUGUACCCACUGCAUUGCCAUGUGGCUGGAGAGAAGUACCAAGUGUCCUCUCUGCAAUGCAGUGGCCACUCAUCUCAUCCAUGAUAUAUUUAGUAAGAAACAUUUUCAAAUCACAUGCUUGUACCAUGAAAAUUCAUCAUCGGACUCGAUGGACAACAAGCUGGGGACAACAAUAAUGCCAUCCAUACCGCAACAUGCUUUUAGACAUUUUAUAUAUUAUCAACAAGAUCCUUUUUAUUCAUUGUUUAAUAGUAAUAUUCAUAAACGAAAGAUAAACAAAUCAAUCCAUGAGAAAAUUCAAUUGGAAAUGAGGAUUAAAUUAUUUAUUAAGAGAGAAUUGGAAACAAUUUUCAGAUCAUAUUCCAUCGGAAUGAUUCAGUGUCAUAUUGAAGGCUUAUUAUCAAGCCCAGAAUUUUGCUAUUUGAAAUUAAUUAACGAUUGGUCGCCACAUUUAGGAAAUUAUUCUCAUGGUCCUCAAAUUGAAUUAUUUGAACAUCAAAUUGAAUCAUAUUUAAAUAAUUUUACUCAUCAUUUCAUACAUGAGUUAUUAUUAUUUUGCAUGUCCAAUAUCACUCAACCAGAUCGAUAUGAUGAAUUAGUGGAAUAUGAAAAGAAAAGCCAUUUAAAUUUCAAGAAGGAACAAUUUACACAAUAA